Corylus avellana is the source of this 2024-nucleotide messenger RNA. RefSeq names its product transcription factor VOZ1. Gene Ontology annotation, molecular function: sequence-specific DNA binding. Gene Ontology annotation, cellular component: nucleus. The record is from RefSeq and is a predicted model, not a curated record. Gene Ontology annotation, biological process: positive regulation of DNA-templated transcription; positive regulation of long-day photoperiodism, flowering. NCBI's taxonomy places the organism in Eukaryota, Viridiplantae, Streptophyta, Magnoliopsida, Fagales, Betulaceae.
UAUUAAAAUCAAAAUAUUCAAAACGCGGAACUCGUUCUUUCCUUGGAACGCUGUCGCUCCUCAAAACCUCUUUCUGAUUUUGGCUGCAAAAAUUUGUGCAAUACUUUGAGGGUUUUUUUAGGAGGGAAUCAAAUCAAUGCCGAAGGGUUUGAAGAGCAAGUGCGGGUCUGAGUCACACCAGUACUUGAAGGAGAAUGCCAAGAACCGGGUAAAUGACCUUGAAGGCGCAUUCAGUGACCUACAAUCGGCAAGGAAGGAGAGUCGAGCUAAUGACAUUGCACUUUUGGAGCAGCAAGUACAUCAGAUGUUGCGAGAGUGGAAAUCCGAGCUCAAUGAAUCGUCCCCAGCUUCUUCUUUAGUUGGUGGUAGUCUUGGAUCGUUUUCAGAGGAAUUAGCACGUUUUUUGCAAAACUGUGAUGAAGAAGAUGAUGCAACUAGUCCUUUAAAGGAACUGACACCAUUGAAGAGUGAAGCUGAUAAUCAAAACCUUCAUGCCAGAAAUUUAACUGCAAUUCAGGAGGAUAUUUUUGUUAACAAACAGCCCCAGGAACAUGGUUUUCAUGGAUUUGAUCAAUGCAGAGGCUCUGUUUCAAGUGUGCAGAACAAGGUGGUUAAUAGUUCAGGUUUUACUAAUUCUCAUCAUCUUGAUAUACGACAGGACGUCAAGCAGAACACAGCUGCUAACAACUCAGAUUCAAGUACAAAACGGGAUUUUCAUCAGUUAGAUUUACAUGAAGACUUAGACUAUGGGCUGCUCAUUGGAGCUAAUGGCACCAAACAGUGUGAACAGGAUGCUAUGCCCAACGUUCUGCCAAAUAUCUGCCCUCCACCUUCUGCUUUUUUGGGGCCAAAAUGUGCUCUAUGGGAUUGUUUCAGGCCUGCUCAAGGAUCUAAAUGGUGCGAGGACUAUUGCAGUACUGUUCAUGCUGUUCUAGCAUUAAAUGAGGGUCUCCCUGGCAUGACUCCAAUUUUACGACCUGGGGGCAUUAGUUUGAAGGAUGGUCCAUUAUUUGCUACUCUUAAUGCUAAGACACAGGGAAAGGAAGUGGGCAUCCCUCAAUGUGAAGGUGCUGCUAGUAGAAAAUCUCCAUGGAAUAAUCCUGAGCUAUUUGAUCUUGCUUUCCUUGAGGGUGAAACAAUUAGGGAGUGGCUCUUUUUUGACAAGCCCAGAAGGGCAUUUGAUAGUGGAAACAGAAAGCAAAGGUCAUUGCCUGACUACAAUGGACGUGGUUGGCAUGAAUCAAGGAAGCUGGUGAUGAAGGAAUAUGGGGGGCGGAAGAGGUCCUAUUACAUGGACCCACAACCUCUUAAGUGUCUCGAGUGGCAUUUGUAUGAAUAUGAGAUCAGCAACUGUGAUGCAUGUGCAUUAUAUCGGUUGGAACUCAAGCUUGUUGAUGAAAAGAAGAGUCCUAAAGGAAAAUUGACAACUGAUUCGCUUGCUGAUUUACAGAAGAAGAUGGGAAGGCUCACUGCUGAGGUUUCUGCUGAUAAUGGACACCUCAGUAAGGACAGGACGACGGCUAAUCAAAAGGCGGAUGCUGGAAAUACCAAUUCUGAUCAAAAUCAGAUCACCUCUACCUCUGAAUCCCCGAGUUAUGGGUUAAGUGCUCCAUACGGUUAUCAUGCUAGUACUUGACUGAAGGAGUCUUGCCUGCAUAUGGAAAAUAGUACAUAACAUGGAAAAGGUUUACAGCAGCUUGUAACUGUAGCAACUCCUCGAGUUGCUGAAGUAUGCUAACAUAUAAUCAAUAUAUUGUUUCUGGUCAUCAAGGGCGUGAACCCCACUUUUGUGAAUAUAUGGAGGUCUAGAGAAGGCAGGGCCGGAACCGGGGCCAGACCGGCCAUAUCAAAAUUAGGGUUUGGCCCCUCAUUCAAGCUUUGGCCCUUCCAAUAAGAUAUUCUGGUAGCUCAAAUGGUAGUUUCAUCGUUUGUAGUAAGAUGGAGAAUGGGGUAGUGGGUUCACGCGCUACUGGGUGUGUUAAUUACCAAUAAUAAUGAAAAAAGAUACAGAAAUUUUGAUUCCA